Molecule: messenger RNA, 2440 nt
Organism: Camelina sativa (false flax)
Lineage: Eukaryota; Viridiplantae; Streptophyta; Magnoliopsida; Brassicales; Brassicaceae
Product: DNA gyrase subunit B, mitochondrial
Biological process (GO): DNA topological change
Cellular component (GO): chromosome
Molecular function (GO): DNA topoisomerase type II (double strand cut, ATP-hydrolyzing) activity; ATP binding; DNA binding
Source: RefSeq, a predicted model, not a curated record
AUAUAUAAAAAAAAAAAAGUUUCGAAGAAGAAGAAGAAGAAAAGACAUCAUCAAUGGCGCUUAUUCAGAGAGCUUCUUCUUAUCAUCUUCGUCUCUAUUUACGGCUCAUGGCUUCUCGUCCUCGUCUCUUCUCUACUACUAGCUCACUCUCUCCUUCUCUUCAUCCUCACUCCUCAUCUCUCUCCGCGCCUCCAUUUAUCUCCCCAAUCCCCAGUUUCAGGAUUAAGUUUCAGUUAACCAAUGCUUUGAGUCAAAGACUGAUACAACCAAAUGCUGUUACAUCGAGGUACUUGUCUACUGAGGCCACAUCUAAGGGUUACAGUUCCGAGCAGAUUCAGGUGCUGGAAGGCUUGGACCCUGUCAGAAAACGGCCAGGAAUGUAUAUAGGGAGCACUGGACCUCGUGGUCUGCACCAUUUGGUUUAUGAGAUACUUGACAACGCUAUUGAUGAGGCUCAAGCUGGUUAUGCCUCAAAGGUUGAUGUCGUCCUGCAUGCAGAUGGCUCAGUUAGUGUUAUGGACAAUGGACGUGGGAUACCCACAGAUUUGCAUCCUGCGACCAAAAAAUCUUCCCUGGAGACUGUGCUUACGGUUUUACAUGCAGGUGGCAAGUUUGGUGGCACGAGUAGUGGCUACAGUGUGUCUGGUGGACUACAUGGUGUAGGUUUAUCAGUUGUUAAUGCUUUGUCUGAGGCCUUGGAGGUCACGGUUUGGAGAGAUGGGAUGGAGCAUAAGCAAAAUUAUUCUCGUGGAAAGCCCAUAACUACACUUACUUGCCGUGUUCUCCCGCUAGAAUCAAAGGGGACUAAAGGGACGAGCAUCAGGUUUUGGCCCGACAAAGAAGUAUUCACAACGGAAAUUGAAUUCGACCAUAACACCAUUGCUGGACGAAUUAGGGAGCUUGCAUUUCUGAAUCCAAAGGUUACCAUCACUCUUAAAAAGGAGGAUGAUGAUCUUGAAAAGAACCAAUAUACUGAAUAUUAUUUUGCUGGAGGAUUAACUGAAUAUGUUAGCUGGCUAAAUACUGAUAAGAAUCCCAUUCAUGACGUGCUGGGUUUCAGGAAAGAGAUAAAUGGUGCCACCGUGGACGUUUCCCUUCAAUGGUGCUCAGAUGCAUAUUCAGACACGAUGCUGGGAUAUGCCAAUAGCAUUCGCACCAUUGAUGGUGGAACACACAUCGAAGGUGUGAAAGCUUCAUUAACCAGGACUCUUAAUACCCUUGCAAAGAAGUCAAAGGCUGUUAAGGAGAAGGAUAUUAGUUUAAGUGGGGAACAUGUUAGAGAGGGAUUGACCUGUAUCGUCUCAGUCAAGGUUCCUAAUCCUGAGUUUGAAGGUCAAACAAAGACAAGAUUAGGGAAUCCAGAGGUGAGAAAAAUUGUUGACCAAUCAGUUCAGGAGUACCUCACGGAGUUUUUGGAAUUGCAUCCAGAUGUACUUGAGAGUAUUAUUUCCAAAUCCCUUAACGCUUACAAGGCUGCUUUAGCUGCCAAAAGGGCAAGGGAGUUGGUCAGGUCGAAAAGCGUUUUGAAGUCAUCAUCACUUCCUGGGAAACUGGCUGAUUGCUCAUCAUCAGAUCCUGAAGAAUCUGAGAUUUUUAUAGUCGAAGGAGAUUCUGCUGGUGGCAGUGCGAAACAGGGCCGUGACAGACGUUUUCAGGCAAUUCUUCCUUUGAGGGGUAAAAUUUUGAACAUUGAAAGAAAGGAUGAAGCAGCGAUGUAUAAGAAUGAAGAAAUUCAAAAUCUAAUUCUUGGCCUUGGCCUCGGUGUGAAGGGAGAAGAAUUUAAGAAAGAAAAUUUGCGGUACCAUAAGAUAAUCAUCUUAACAGAUGCAGAUGUUGAUGGUGCACAUAUACGGACACUUCUGUUGACCUUUUUCUUCAGAUAUCAGAGAGCCUUGUUUGAUGCGGGUUGCAUUUAUGUCGGCGUUCCACCUCUAUUCAAGGUUGAAAGGGGGAAACAUGCUCAAUAUUGCUAUGAUGACGCAGACCUUAAAAAGAUCACCGCUAAUUUCCCUGCAAACGCAUCCUACACCAUUCAAAGGUUCAAAGGUUUGGGAGAGAUGAUGCCUGAGCAGCUUUGGGAAACAACAAUGAAUCCAGAAACAAGGAUAUUGAAGCAAUUAGUUGUUGAGGAUAUAGCAGAAGCAAACAUGACAUUUUCAUCACUUAUGGGUGCUCGGGUCGAUGUCCGGAAAGAACUCAUCAAAAAUGCAGCAACAAAGAUCAAUCUGCAGCGUCUUGACAUAUAACUGGAAACCGCUUGAGAUUGGUCGCUAAAUAUUUCUUCUUCAUCUGGUGAGAUGAGUUUAGAUUAUAUUAGUCAGAGACCAAGAUGCCACUAUCAUGUUUUAGUUCUUCCUCUGGCCUAGCAAAAGUAAUUACUGUUACAAUUGUGGCUAUCUUCUCGGUAAGUUAAAUGGUAUUUUAAAAUGCAUUUGGUAAA